AUGUCGUCAACGGAUUCCAUCAAAGAAACUUGGCAAUUAAACACAUACCAAGAUGACUGUGGUACAGAUUCUACUUCAAGUCCGGUAAUUUUUGCUUUCAAUGAUUUUGUUCCAAGCUCAUCAAAUAGUUUAUCUAAUUUGAGCUGUCGAUUUAAUACAGCCCUUAAUAGAUACUCAAGAAUUCGCACAAUUAAAAAUGUUUCAGUUAAAAUCAUCCGUUCUAAAAUAUUCAUAUUGUUUAUUAUAAUAAAUAUUAUUCUAGGCUUGGUCUGUCCAUUUCAAAUCAAUGGUAAACAAAUAGCAACUAAUCCAAAGCAAUUUUAUAAAGCAUGGACUUCGACUAAGGAAGUUACAGCCAAGAAAGACUUAAUGAGUAUAGAUAUGGCGCCUGUUUUGAAGUUCCAAAAUAAUGAAAAGAGUGCAAUAAAUUCAAGGGUAAUUAAUGACGACUAUAAAGAAUUUAAAAUUAAGGGUUAUGUUUCAAAUUUAAAUAUUAAAAGCUUAAUUGAUAGAAAAAGGUCUAAACUUAAAAAAGAAGAUUAUUCUAAAGAUUCUAAAAAUAGUGAGAAGCUGUUAUCCAUUGCUGGAUUUGAAGUAAUGCUGAAUAAUGAUUAUAGUGCUUUGGCUACAUGUGAAGAUUUGGAAUAUUCUUCUAAAAUUUUAUAUUCUAAAAAGAGUAAAUUAUUGGAAGAUGAUUUAAUUAAAAUAAGAAAAGAACUAAUUGCAAAUGAUCCAUUUAUUGGUCCAUUGGUUCAUGAUGAGACAGAAAAUGAUUGGACUGAUAAGGAAAUUAUGGAGAAAAGAUGGUUUAGAUUUGGUGCAUCUAGUAUUUGGUUAGAAAGUGAACAAUGCUAUAUUACUGUGAGUCGAAUUGUCUUUUCUAGAGCUGAAGAAAAAUCAAAUCCUGAUGUUUCAUUAAUUAGAGCUCAAGCAUUUGACAAGGAUUGGAACGAAAUUCAAGGUAAACGUAUUCCAAAGGUAGAUCUACCUACUCUAAAAGAUGUUGAAAAUGAAUUGAAUCUAAUAGAUAAAGAAUUUGGUUUAAAUAAUGAGUGUGACAAAUUAUCCAAAGAUUCGGUCGCUUAUGAUAAUUGUAUGGUGAGUCAUGCACAAACCUUUUUAGAAGAUCAAAAAAGAAGGGAUGCAUUUAUUAAUCGAUAUUUUGUCACAUACCCAACAGUGUAUAGUUUCCCCUUUAAAACAAAUGGUAAACUGCAAGGUCCAGAAGAUGCUAGAAUUAUUUUAAGAAAAACUGACACUUUAGAAGAACCUAUGGUUUUCUUUAAUAUGGAUACUGAUCAUGGUAGGAAAUUUUUUACUUAUAUGCCUCAUAGAUUCAUUAAUCCUUUAAUUGAAUUUGAUAUUAAAGUUCAUGGCACACACGAUGUUGAAAAAAAUUGGGCUCCAUUUUUCCAUGAAGAUGAUACGAAGACUAUUUCAUUAUUAUCUCGUGGCUUCAUUCAUUUCGUGUAUAGUUUUUCUCCAUUUGAAGUCAUUAAAUGUUCAUUAAAUGAUGGUAUGUGUGAAAAAGUCUUUGAAAAAAAAACUUUGGCGUUAUCAAAUAAAAAUAAUUUUGGUGGUAUGCGUGGGGGUACACAAAUUGUUCAAUUGCCAAGCAUUAUUCCAAAAGUUACUGGUAAACAAAUGUGGUUAGGGAUAGCCAAAUCACAUAUUGAAAACUGUGGUUGUGGUAGGCAUUUCUACAGGCCUAUGCUAAGUCUUUUUGUGGAAAGCAAUGGUAUUUACCACCAAGAGCUUAUAGUACCAAGUAUGGAUCUUAAUAGUGAGAUUUUAAAUUGGAAAGAGGAUGGUAAAGCAUGUGAUUACAAGAAUGUAAUGUCGCCAAACUCCAUCGCUGCUUGGGAAGUCCUAGGUCAAGAUCCGAAAACUAAAAAAUUUGAUGAUUACUUGGUCUUCACUUACAGUGAAUCCGAUAUUUUGUCUAAGGUCAUUACUAUCCGAGGUAUACUAGAUUACAUUCUAAGAGUUUAUGGUGAAAAAGACCUAUUAGAAGAUUUCAUUCCAUCCACAGAUGCAGAUUCUAUCCUAGGUACAACCUUGGACUGUAUGAUCAAUUACGCCAAUGAUCAAUGUAAGAAUUAUGGCGCGUCUCGUAAGACCUCCUACUGGGACGAAGAAAAGGCAAAAUGGAUUCACGAUGGUGAAUCGCCGAACACUUGA
Henningerozyma blattae CBS 6284 is the source of this 2181-nucleotide messenger RNA. RefSeq lists its product as uncharacterized. Lineage: Eukaryota; Fungi; Ascomycota; Saccharomycetes; Saccharomycetales; Saccharomycetaceae. The transcript has a single exon. Gene Ontology annotation, molecular function: mannosyltransferase activity. The record is from RefSeq and is a predicted model, not a curated record. Bases 1 to 2181 code for a protein of 726 amino acids.